Messenger RNA from Aspergillus uvarum CBS 121591, 472 nucleotides. RefSeq names its product anaphase promoting complex subunit 11. The coding region runs from base 1 to 288 and encodes 95 amino acids. Gene Ontology annotation, cellular component: nucleus; anaphase-promoting complex. Gene Ontology annotation, biological process: protein ubiquitination; anaphase-promoting complex-dependent catabolic process; positive regulation of mitotic metaphase/anaphase transition. The transcript has 4 exons. Gene Ontology annotation, molecular function: cullin family protein binding; ubiquitin protein ligase activity; zinc ion binding. Lineage: Eukaryota; Fungi; Ascomycota; Eurotiomycetes; Eurotiales; Aspergillaceae. The record is from RefSeq and is a predicted model, not a curated record.
AUGAAGGUCACUAUCAAAGAGUGGAACGCUGUCGCGACCUGGCGCUGGGACAUGCCCGACGAUGAGGUCUGUGGUAUCUGCCGCGUCCAGUUUGAUGGUACCUGUCCGACCUGCAAGUUUCCCGGCGACGAUUGCUCUUUACUGCUUGGGAAAUGCGGUCAUUCUUUUCAUAUGCACUGUUUGAUGACAUGGAUCCAGCAAGAGUCCUCCAAGGGGCUCUGUCCCAUGUGCCGACAGAAAUUCGAAUGGAAACAAAAUGACGAAGAACAACAACAACAACAACAAUAGUUGAUCAGGGACCAUCUGUUGGUUAUUCGAAGAAGGCGUUGAUCAUAUCAGCGACUAUGAUACCCAUUCUAUUCUACCUGUCUGAAUUACUCAUUGUUAUAUGCAUUCUUGCUUCUCCUCGUUCAUGUACAUAUACCCCUUCCUCGCAAUCAUCCUAAGCAGUGAUUACAAUGGCCGAUCAGAU